AUGCCGCAGACUCCGCCUCUUUCCGAACGUCGACUCCGAAGUACUCUUACCUCUAAAGCGUGCGAUUCUUGCAAGGCUAGGAAGAUCCGUUGUUCCGGUUACCCUCCGCCGUGCCAGAGUUGUAGUAUUCGAGGUGCGACCUGUCGAUUCGGGACGCGCAAAAUACCACUCAGAAAGAAUGUCAACCGCAACUUACUACUCAUUACCACUGAGGCAUCUCCAAGCAUCAAAGUGAACGAAGUCAGCCCUGCUGUCCAGAAGCUUCCUGAUCUGAAACAAGAUAUCGUUUAUCAGCCUAUACAGAAUGAUCUCUUUGUAGAUCGCAUCUUGUUUGGGUCAUCAUCAACAGAUGUCCCGAAUGCCGAUGAACGCUUCUCUUUGAAGGGCAUUGGUCUCUUGAGCGGUACUCAUAGCGUCACCUUCUUCUCCGACAGCAGACUUGAGACGCUGUCUGCCAAACUUCAAAACAACAAAGUCAACGACCUCAUUCGACGAAUGUCCUCAGUCAUCAAUAACAGAGCCAAAGUCACGAGCAGUACCUCGCCUGAACAUUUGCCUGAGCUGUGUCUUCCGUCCCUGGAUCCUGCAUACGCAUCAAAAUGCAUAACGACAUACUACGAACAAGUCCAUCCACUAUUUCCUCACCUCGAUCGCGAGACCUUCGAUUCCACCAUCGCAAGCCCCAACCUCAGCACCAUCCUCCUCAACGAUCCCGCUUUCUCCGCCUUGUAUCACUCUGUACUCGCCCUUGGCAGUCUACACGACGGUGGCGGCAGUUUCGAGCCUGGGAAGGGAAAAGCGUGGGAAUUGCUCUCCGUCGCAUUAGCCCGUGUUCCGAACCUCCCUAGAGCCAAGAACUCGCUAGUCGCUCUUCAGGCUAUAACAACAGUUGCUGUAUAUUGUCUAGGCGUGCCGUGUAUAUCCAUUGAACAUAAAAUCAUGACGGAAAUGGCUCGGAUGGCUCAGGAUCUGGCGCCUGUACUUUGUAAAGGACCUGGUGCCAAGACGUUCUACAGGGUGUUUUGGGUUGUUUACGUGAUAGAGAAGAUCAUGAGCUUCCACUUUGGCCGCCCUUCGGCCAUCAUCGACGCUAAUAUCAUUGUGCCUAUGCCUUACAUACCCGAGUCUCACCUUGGAGCCCUAAAUUGGACAACCAUACUCGCUCAACAGGCCCGUCUUUUGUCACGAGCGAUGAAUACCCUGUUCUGCCCCGGUGUCUGCCAUAGGGGAUCGCAGUACUUUCUGAUGACCAUUGAUCAACUUCUUGAAGACCUUGAACAGUGGAGAGCAUCUAUCGCUGAUGAAUUUCGCCCGGGAUAUCCGUCGCAGUUCAAUUUGCUCCGUAGGCCUUUGCACGGUACAGUUGGGAUUUGGAUCAACUAUCUCUACUACAGCCUUAAACUCAUUUUGCUCCGGAGCAGGCUACAGAUUGACAGCUGUCAGGGCAGCGAACUGAGCAAGACAAGUCAUAGUGAUCCGCUCAUAGAGGUUUCUCGGUCCGUACUCGAGAUUGUUACAUAUGUUGACGUCGAGCCAUCAACACCACUAUGGAUCAUUGCAGCUAUCCCAUUGUGCGCUCUCUUCGUUCUUUUUGAUCACGUUAUCAGCCACCCCAAGUCUCCAGACACAAGAAGCAACCUCGCCCUACUUAAUAUUGCAGGAGGCCAUUUUAGCCGAAUCGAGUUUGCAUCUGGAGGCACAUUGCCUGGCUCGCUCAUCAGUGAAUUUACAUACAUUGCACGCGAGUAUAUCAACCAGUGUGAUAAUCUGGAGUCGCUCAAGGGAGGUCAAAGCAUGCUUCAUACGGAAAAUCACGAUACUUCAUUGGAUGAGUCUUGCACCUCUGGAGCAAAUCCGGGAACAAGCCAAAGUCUCGAGCAAGAUUUUGAGAUGGCUCAAGCUACAGUCCUAAACUCUACAUCGCUGAUGGAUCCUAUCUAUGCUCCAAUUGAAACUCUAUGGGACGGUGGAAGUGAUCCAUUAUAUGGUAUAGACGUGAUGAACCUUUUUAAUAGUAUUAUGUAA
Molecule: messenger RNA, 2025 nt
Organism: Fusarium redolens
Lineage: Eukaryota; Fungi; Ascomycota; Sordariomycetes; Hypocreales; Nectriaceae
Exons: 11
Coding region: 1-2025 (674 amino acids)
Biological process (GO): DNA-templated transcription; regulation of DNA-templated transcription
Molecular function (GO): zinc ion binding; DNA-binding transcription factor activity, RNA polymerase II-specific; DNA binding
Source: RefSeq, a predicted model, not a curated record